Aphanomyces astaci is the source of this 1933-nucleotide messenger RNA. RefSeq lists its product as hypothetical. Bases 84 to 1862 code for a protein of 592 amino acids. The transcript is spliced from 3 exons. Lineage: Eukaryota; Oomycota; Saprolegniomycetes; Saprolegniales; Verrucalvaceae. The record is from RefSeq and is a predicted model, not a curated record. Gene Ontology annotation, molecular function: hydrolase activity, hydrolyzing O-glycosyl compounds.
CACAAACUAGACUACGUACACCAUGAUAACACCAUCCGCGGAGCCACCGUUUUGACGGCAGCCUCAUUCAUUUUCCAUUUGCCAUGACAACCAACACCACCGCGCAGGCUUCGACAACGUCGUCGACGUCCUCGCACAACGACAGGCACUCCGACAGCUACCACACGCUCGUGGACGACCAACACCACAGCAGCUUCUCGUACAGUCAUCAGUUCCCGUCAAAUGCAGCCAAGCCGUUUGUCCGCGGGUCCAACCACACUCCCAACCCCUUCAUCCGAGGAUCUAUCAUCGAUCGCGAAAUCCCCGCCAUGCCCGAGGAGUGUAUGGCUACCGGGCCUCCCAAGCGCGCCUACAACGGAAAGAUCAAGAGAUGGCCAGGGGUGGUCCUGCUCGUGAUGAUCGUAGGUGGCGCCCUCGUUGCGAUCGUCGUGUACUCGCUGCAAACCCACGAUGCCUCCAUCAAGCGCCGUCGAGAUGUCCAGCGCGCGAUCGCAGACCGCGUGCGUAUUGCCGACGGGCUGGACAUACCCACAGGAAUUGAGCGGCCCAACGAUGACGAGAGCGACGAUGGCGUGAUCAACAACCCCAAAGUGUACAAAUCCAUGGAAUGCGAACUGCCGAAUUACGUGAGCAAGAAGGGCAAGAUCUGGGCCGUGUCCAAGAAUGGAACUGAAGUGCCCGUGGGCAUCAAGGGCGUCAACUGGUUUGGCAUGGAAACCGGCAUGCAAGCGCCGUUUGGGCUGUGGGACAACGAACACAACGGCACCACCUAUGCGAUUGCCGACUUUCUCGCUGCCAACAACUUUAACAGCGUGCGGUUGCCAUUGUGUGUGCAAAAUAUCCUCGACAACAAGCCAUUGCAAGCGGCGAUCGUAAACAAGCAGACCAACCGCGCGCUCGACUUGAGUUCAUAUGUGAGCUUGAUUCAGUCGAUUGUCAAGGGCUUGGGGUUCCGCCACGUGUCGGUGAUGCUAUCCAUGCACACAUUGGACUUGAUGAACACGGCGGGGUCGCUGUGGUACGGCGUCGGGAUCACAGAGGAGCAAUUUCUCACGUCUAUCGACGUCUUGACGACUGCGUUGUGCACCAACGAGUACUGGAACGUACUUGGCAUCGACCUAAAGAACGAGCCGUGGCAGGGGACGUGGGGCACGGGCCUGGCCAAUGAUUUCCGCGUCGGCGCCGAAACGAUCGCCGCGCGGAUGCUCGAGAAGUGUCCGAAAUGGCUCGCGUUUGUGGAAGGAGUGAACGACCAGCAUGACAUUGUCCUAGACGGGCAAGAGUAUGGGUACUACGACUGGUUUGGCGGCGGGUUGCAUAAAGCCAAGCUGUAUCCGCCGCGGUUUCCAGUACCCGAUAAGCUCGUGUACGCGCCGCACUAUUACACGCCAGCUGUGUUUCCGCAAAUGUAUCUGUUUGGAGGGGGUGUCGUGGGCAAAGGCAACGUAAUUGUCGACUACGUUGAGCUCGCCAAUGCCAAGCUAUACAACCGCGUGAAAGCCACCAUGUACGAUAUGUUUGGGUACCUAAAUGAAGACAAGGGACCGGCGGUCGUGCUCGGCGAGUUUGCCGGGUUGUACACGAAGGAUGCACACCCGAUGAAAACUACCCAGAGGUGCACAGACUUGACGAUUCAAAUCAUGGUUGAAGAAGGGUAUGCUGGCGGGUACAUGUGGAGCUUAAACCCUGAAAGCGCGUACCAGUACAACCCUGCCGACAAGGCAGGACACUUUGUCGAAGGGCUGAUGCAAGACGACUGGCGAAAGGCCAACCUUCCGUUCUUGAAGGCGAUGAAGGGAUUGGACGCGCUGCCCGAUUUGAAACCCAUGCCGUGCUUUCCCAUAGUCAAGGCAAACGAGUAAGGUAGAAGAAGUAUUUAUAUAUGUAGAACGAGGGGGCGUAUGCUAAUAAUGUGAUCAUCCCAAAAGACGCG